Messenger RNA from Aspergillus heteromorphus CBS 117.55, 1836 nucleotides. RefSeq names its product cytochrome P450. Lineage: Eukaryota; Fungi; Ascomycota; Eurotiomycetes; Eurotiales; Aspergillaceae. Gene Ontology annotation, molecular function: oxidoreductase activity, acting on paired donors, with incorporation or reduction of molecular oxygen; monooxygenase activity; heme binding. Bases 274 to 1836 code for a protein of 520 amino acids. The transcript is spliced from 4 exons. The record is from RefSeq and is a predicted model, not a curated record.
AUUCGAGGCUUGCAGAAAGAAUAAGCACUAAGCCAAGCCCCUAACUGCUCUGCCGCGUGUGCCACUUGUAACACCCAUACCAUCGGUAUCGCUGUAUCACCCAUACAGCCCGUCACACAGUAUUUCCGUGUAUCUUGCAAAACCGCCUGGCCUCCACCCAUCUGACUGUCGUGCGACAAGUUCUCAUUUAACGCACAGCUAUUUAUACUGCGCGCAACUCGAGCAUGAACCCACCAUUGCUCGUCCAGUCCAGUCCAGUCCAGUCCACAAACCAUGGGUGUCCUGCAGGAAUAUUUCAUCAACGUCCGCAGCAGCGUACCGCUGCAGAUCGGCAGCGUCGUCUGCCUGCUGCUGGCCUACCCCAUCUACCAAGGCAUCUACAAUGUCUACUUCCACCCACUGGCCAAAUACCCAGGCCCUAAAGCCUGGGCGGCCUCGCGCAUUCCCUUCGUCUAUCACCUCCUCUCCGGGACGCUGGUCAAACGCCAGCGCGAGCUCCACGAGAAAUAUGGCCCGCACUUCCGCAUGGCGCCCGACGAGAUCUCCUUCGCCAGUGAAGAAGCCUGGCAUGACAUCUACGCCUGGCGACCGGGGCACAAGCGCGCGAUACGCGACCCGGCCUUUAUGAAGGCGCCUGCUGGUCAGGCCGAUAACAUCAUCACGACCAGCAACGUCAAGUUCCACGCUCGCGUGCGCGGGCUGAUGAGCCACUCCUUCACCGACGAUGCCUUGCGCGAGCAGGCGCCUCUGAUCGAAGCUCACGCCGAUACUUUCAUCAACCAGCUAUGGAGCCGAGCCACAGCCCCAGGCAGUGAGAAGACCGGUGGGCUGGUCAACCUCACCGACUGGCUGAACUUCUUCACCAUGGAUGUGAUUGGCGACCUUGCCUUCGGAGAAGCUUUCGGCUGCCUCGACCAGGGAGAAUACCACGACUGGGUGCGCACACUCUUCUUCUACCUAAAGGGAAUGACCAUCGCUGCCGCCCCGCGCUACUGGCCAUGGCUGGAGUUCAUCUUCGAGAAGCUCCUUCCACGUAGAAUCAUGGAGGCGGCAAAGAUCCACCAAAAGUACGCCUUUGACCGGAUUAACCGUCGUCUAGAGUCCAAAACCGAGCGUCCUGACUUUAUGACGCCGUUCAUGAAGCGUAACCCGAACUUCGAGUCAAUGUCUCGAGACGAGAUCCUCUCUUCCUUCACAUUCAUCAUUGUCGGCGGGUCCGAAACAACCGCUACCUCUAUGACUGGCAUCUUCAACCACCUGUGCAAGCCGGAGAGCAAGGAGAUCCUAGCUCGUCUGACACGUGAUAUCCGCGCCGCGUACGCGGAAGAGAAGGAAAUCACGCUCGCAAAAAUCAACACGGUCGAGUUACCCUAUCUCGAUGCCGUGAUUAAUGAAGGCUUGCGUAUCGCGCACCCCGUGCCCGCUGGACUGCCGCGCGUGGUCCCCCCGGGUGGGGAUGAGUAUGCUGGUGUGCCACUUCCUGAAGGCACACGUAUUGGCGUCCGCACCUUUGCCGUAAACCGCUCAACCAAGUACUUCCAUGCACCCGACACCUUCGCCCCGGACCGGUGGCUGCCGGAGGGUGAGCGGCCGGCUGAAUUUGCUGGCGACAAAGUGUCAGCUUCCAAGCCAUUCAGCGUUGGCUUUCACGUGUGUCUGGGUCGUCCUCUGGCGUGGUUAGAGAUGCGCCUAAUUCUGACCCGCACGCUGUGGGCAUUUGAUAUCGCGGAGGAGCAGGGAAUAGCGGUUCGGUUUGAUGACUUCCCCACGAUGAUGAUGGUGGAGAAGCAGGCUAUGAUGAUGAGAUUCAAGGCGAGGAAUGUGGAAAGAAAAUAG